Molecule: messenger RNA, 3504 nt
Organism: Wasmannia auropunctata (little fire ant)
Lineage: Eukaryota; Metazoa; Arthropoda; Insecta; Hymenoptera; Formicidae
Gene: IntS8
Product: integrator complex subunit 8
Exons: 13
Coding region: 122-3337 (1071 amino acids)
Biological process (GO): snRNA 3'-end processing
Cellular component (GO): integrator complex
Molecular function (GO): protein binding
Source: RefSeq, a predicted model, not a curated record
UUAUAAUAUUUAUUAACAACCACCCAUCUAAUUCUUACAUCCUUCUGAUAUCCUUUAAAUUUCCCGCAAUUUGCCACACGAGGCGGGGCUAAAGCCAACUUCAUGUUGGAUACAUAACCUUAUGGGUGAGAGGGGUGGUGGGACGGGGCAACUAGCGGUCCAUGAUUAUAUAGUCAAAGGGUUCGGGUCGAGGAAAAAAAAACAGCCAAUUUGGAGCAAUCGAUCAAAUUCCAUUGAAUCGGCGAUUAAAUUAAUCGUAAUUCGAGCGUUUAAACGCAACAUUAAAUUAAUUAAUUGUGGAUAUAUUAAUGGUAAUAUCGGAGUUAUGGAUGUGGAUCUGCUCAGACCGGGCACCGUGCCGAUCUCACCGGAUACGAUACUCUGGUUCGAGUUUUUACUGAAUCCCUCAUUGCUGCAGAAGCACCUGUCAAAACCUUUCCCGGAUCCGUCGCCUACAGACCUGAUAAUAAAAUUUAUGACGAUUAAUUCCGACCAAAAAGAGACUGAGCCAAAAGCAAUUGAUGCAGAAUUGAACGACGUAAAGCCUAACGGCAUAAACAAGUGGUCUCACAGAAAUUUAGCAUUAAAGAUACUUUCUCUGAAAGUAGCGGCUUAUCUCAAAUGGGACUUGGAUGUGCUGGAGAAGAAGUUACCUUUGCCGAUACAGCUGACAUUACUGCAAGAUCUAUUUUAUAUCACUGGGGACGUCGUGAUAGAAAUUCCUACAAUUCCAGAAUUCAUUAUGGAAACCACUUCUGACCAGCUCCUGUUUACAUUGGUUUUGUAUUACAGAUGGCAUCUAAGAGCAAUCAUUUGCAGGGCUCUCAGCAAUAAACAACCGAAGCAACAGUUACUUCACAUACCAGGUACUCAGGAAUCGACAUAUGUACCUCCUGGUAUAGUAGAUGAUAUUAUUAGGAAAUUAGAAGCGCACAUACCAAGCAGUGUAAGUGCCCUGAACAGUAUUUUACAAAUGACCGAUAUCAAACCAAAGGUUCUAUCCUUUGAUACUUUUCAAAUGCUGACUGAGGACAGUACAGAGAUUAAGCAAAAUUGGGAAAAUAUGUGCCUGGUGAACAUAGAUCACUUUAAAUGUCAGAUACAUUAUGACCUCGCGAUGUUUCAUUUAUUGAGGGAAGAGUAUCAAGAGGCCAAACGCCAUAUUAAACAAGCGAAGGAGUUGUACAGUAAUUUUCAUCCGGCGGAAAAAUUAACGUACUGCAAGGUGCAGAAAGAGUACUUGGACGGCUGUUGUUUAGCGUGCGAAGUGCCGCUAGACGAAAUCACGCCUAGUCUUACGCAGCGUUUGCACGCCUCUAUCAAGGAUCAAUACACUAAUAUAUUGCAGAUUUUGCAAGCAGAUAAUGUUUUCAGGGAGAUACCGCAGGUUUAUAGAGAUAAUUUGGAGCUGGAUGUGCAAGGUGGACUGGCUAAUAGGAAAUUCGUGGUCGCCCGCGAUCUUCUCCUGCAAAUAGAGUGCUUGAAUCUGGUUAGAAAAAUCCUUGAUGACAGCAUAAUCCUGGGUGACUACAUAACUGAAAUUAAGGCAGCUGGUACGAAGGGUCUGGAUGUCCUAUUUUGGGCUUUAGAUAAUAUCUUGGAAAAGGCAACGAUUUCGGAUAAAAAACGAAUCUCGCGUUAUCUUCUUUAUCUUAUAAACACUGCUAAUAUAGAAGGGCUCGCUUCAAAGUUAUUCAACAAUCCUUCCUAUACGUCAUUAUUCGAUGAAGCAGAACUCACAAUUGUUCAGCAAGCAGCUGCUUCUGAUGAGAUAGAAAUACCGGACUUGUUGCUACGUAACGACUGGGGUAUCCCAUCUGUACCAUUUAUACAAAACUCGAGGAUCGAAGUGUUUCAAUUGGAACAAAAGUUGAUAGAGUCAUAUGAUUCCAAUAUAAUCCGCGAAACGUUGAUUCAUCUUGACGGGAAACAUCGAAUGAAACCGUUAUACCAUGUGAAUGGCUGUUGGGAGUUACCCAUUCCAUUGCAGAGUGUAGUGAUGACACUUCCUAGGGGCUUUAUCCAGGAUUAUUCGUACGUUUUACUCGCGAAGAGUCGAGAAUUGGUGACUGCCAAAAGCUUCGACGGCGCCAUCGAGCUUCUCAAGAUAUUGGACAAAGAACUGCAGGAGCACGUGAAGAGCGGGGGCUCGUUAAUCUUUAAGCUGUGCAAAUUAGUGAACUGGGAAUGCCUGCUUGUCGAGAUAUGGAAGUGUUUCCAGGCCUGGCCGGCGACAAACGUCUGUGAUGUUCAAAGUAUGAUUGUACGGAGUAAACAGUGCCUUGGAGCAUUACAAGGGUCCGAUCAGCUGAUUCCGCGACAGGAAGUGAUAGAGUACUGUACGGUCUUCCUUCUGAACAUGGCUGAGUGGGAGUAUCUUACUGGUUUGGAGAAGCGCUGGAAUUACACCGAAUUCGCAGCUGCCAUUAGUAGCGUUUGCCAGGACAUUGUCAAGUACAAAGGAACCCGCAAAUUCCCGCGGGACGCAUGGGACAUGAUUUUAGCAGCGUUUGGCCCCACUAGGGAUCAGUCACAAAAGCGGAGCAGUAGCGGCAGUAACAGCGGAAGUUCCAGUACGUCAAGAGACGUUGCCGCUAGUAUUGCCCUUACACUUACCCGACUACGGGAACCCAUGGUUCUCACUGUGGUGAUAUCAUUAUUAGCUCGUUUGCGCAACAUCUUGCGCGAUGAGUCUAGUCUGGAAUUACACACGCAGUAUCUAUCCCUUUGGCCUGCUGGAGUACCAAAUGCAAAUUCAUAUAACAUCAGACAUAUUGGAGAACUAUUGUUCCAAUUGCUGACGCAAGCUCUAAAAUAUUAUCCCUGCAAUGUGCCUUGGUUGAGGCUAAUGGGUGAUCUUAAUUUUGUUCUAAAUUAUUACGAAAGUGCAAUGAGAUAUUAUUUGGAGGCAAUCAUGAUAGCCAGCGAUUUGUUCAGUCAACCCAUUCCACGCACGCAGAUAGACGAUCUUGUUUACAGAAGGAUGAUCAAGUGUUGCGCUCAUUUGCAGUGCUACACUCAGGCGGCUGUGCUGUGUCAGUUUUUGGAGGAAAUUGAUUAUUCUCUGGCAUUCAAAAUGGCAGCCAGCGAUCAAAAGAGCUGUGCCGCGGCUGAUGCUAUGGACGCGUAUUAUCAUUGUAUUUGGGAUACAACGCUGCUAGAGUAUCUUAUACAGUUGCACACGAAGCGCGGAGAGCAUCACAGAAAGCAACUCGCGAUCAAGGUAAUCGGUUUGCUGGAAUUAAACUCUAACAACAACGAAGAGAUCCAAAGAGAAGCGGCUAAUAUUCGUAAAGCUAAAUUCUUGAGAGCGCUGGCGAAACAGUACGUCUAUUAAAAGGAUUGCUUGAAAGAAUUUUUUUUAAAGGGUAUACAUUACAAUACUGGAUAUAUUAUACUGCAAUACGUACAUCCGUACGCAUUGCGUAUUUUUUACGUGUAAAUGUACUGUGCUGUGUAUAAGACGAUGUGUAAAAUAAAUAUAUGUUGGAUUGAUAUAAAUCA